GCCCAAUAUCCAUAAGUGAUCAGUACCUCGUGCUGCGUUACUGAGGUCAAGUCCAUUCUGAAUCCCUUUAUUCCUUCUUUAUCUUUUUAUUUUACAAAAAUUCUGGCGGGGAGGAAAAAACGCUAAAUACAAAACAACAUGACCGAAAAAGCUCUUAUCGAUACAGACAUAGAGGAGACACCAACAGACAAGUUGGUUGAAACUUCAUCACCUGAUGAGUUAGAUCAGCUUGUAGCAAAUACUUCAACCGGAAGCAAGCAUGCAAAAGAAGUGAAAGCAGAGAGUGCUAAGGAAGAGAGUAAGCUCUCUACUGCUGUACCAGUCCAUGAAGGGGAACUUGACAAUGAUAAGCAUCACAGUUCAGAGGAACCGAAUGAAAGGAAAGGUGUUAGAGACGAGGUAAAAACGGAAGAAACGCUAACGAAAAAGCCAACAGAAGAAGACAAUGAGGAUGAUGCAUUUGAUUUGCACAGUGACCAAAAGAAGCACCUUUUGUCCUCGCUUUCACUCGAGGACUAUCAUAGCAACGACCCAUGGGCUGCUCAACCGGAAGAAGAUUCAUUACUGAGAAGUGACCAAGACCAGAUGGUGGAGGAAGACAACACGGUAGCCACUACGAUAGUUUAUGAUGUCAUAGAUAAUGCGGACGAGACUACACCAGAGACAACAAAAGUAAGCACAAAGAGUGUAGCGACACCAGCACCAGGAUCUGCAGAACAUGAGCAAAACCUAGAUCAAGAUACAUCAGCAGUGAAGGGAUUUCAAAAUUUCCAAGAUAGUGAUAAAAUCGAUGACCUGAAUGUGAAAGGGCAACUACCACAAUGGCUCGCAGGUGAAUACUAUACGAUAGGCCCUUGUACCUAUGAUAUUAAAUACACGCGUAAGGUGGAGAUGGAAGGAGAGAUUCAGAAUGUAUCUGCUCUCUUCACUUUCGGACACUGGUUUGAUGCGCUGCCCUUGGUCAAUCGUUUUGAUUUAAACGGUCAAAGAAACACAAUUACCUAUCGCAACAGAUCGACCAGCAAAAGAAUAGUUGAAAAAAUACGUGAUCAUCAUGGCUAUGCGCCUCAACACCCAGCUGGGCUUUUUAUGUCAGAAACAAAUCAAACCAAGUUGGCUAAACUGUUGGGAUCGUCUAUCAAGCAAUCUAAGCCAGAUGCGAUUCCUUGUGGCCAACGUGUCUUACCCUCUAUUCCAGGCUUGGAGGGUAGACUCUUCGCAUUGAACUUUGCUAACCACAUACAAGAAUUGGACCCAUCCGAUUUGAAGCCCACUCGUUCCUUGACAUGGAAUGAAAUGAACCCUAAACUGAAGGGUACAGCUUGCCCUAAUGGUCAAUAUGAUUCUCGCACUGGCGAAUACAUUAACUUUAGUAUGGAAGUGGGAUAUCAAUCUGUAAAAUACCAUUUUUUCUCUGUUUCUGAUCGCCAUCCCAACAAAGCCACCUUGAUCGCAUCGGUCACAGCACCUAUGGCCUUUGUCAACACAUUUUCCAUCACUUCAAAAUACAUCAUUUUCGUUAUAUGUCCAAUGUAUGCUAAUGCGGGUGGUAUGAAGUUUACUUGGAACGAAAGUAUUAUGGAUUCUUUCUCUUUCCGACAUGACGAGCCUGCUCUUUUUUAUGUUAUAUCGCGCGAGAAGCAUGAAGUCAUUGCUACUUACCGAUCGGAUGCCUUCUUUACUUUUCAUCAUAUCAAUGCCUUUGAAGUGGAAGAUCAUAUUAUGCUCGAUCUCAUUUGCUAUGCAGACGAUACCAUUGCUCGUCAGUUGACGACCGAGUUUUUACGACACCCUGAAAAAAUGAAUCCUUCUCGAUUGGUCCCCUCAGAAGUGCGACGAUACGUGUUGGCCAAUGUUGAAGAAGAAAACAUCAACUAUUUAACCAACAAUUCCCUGAUACCCACGAAAAAUAGCGUUACUAGCCGCCUUUUUGGCAUGUUUGGUGGUGGUGGUGGAGGCAAUAAAAAGGCCGAAUCGAGUAGCUCUCCAGCAGCCGUCAACAAAUCCUAUGCUUGGAUGCCAAUAGCUACCUACGACAAGCGUAUCCCACCUUCUAUUGAAUUGCCUCAAAUUAAUCCCAACUAUGCAAAGUACAAAUAUACAUUUAUGUACGGCCUCGGUUUCUCUGCAGCUAGUUCUUUGAAAGAAGGUGCUAUUUGGGACAGCAUUGUCAAAACGAAUAUGGAGACGAAACAAAUCGUAGCUUCCUGGCAUCAACAGGGUUGUUAUCCAAGUGAAGCUGUUUUCGUACCAAGACCUGCCAUUGGCCCUGAAGAUCAAGUAGGAGAAGAUGAAGGCGUUUUGCUAAGUCUUGUGCUGAACUCUGCCAAGGCAACCUCAUUCUUACUUGUUCUGGAUGCCAAUACGUUAGAAGUGCUGGCAACAGCUGAUUUGGAAAGACUUGUGCCUCUGAGUUUUGCACACGGUGCUUGCCGUCUUCUUCGUAGCGAUUAAAGCUGUUAUUUACCGACCCAUCUAUUUUAUUCCAACAUAUAAUACAUACAAAGAAAUAAAGAAAAUUGCAGUCCAUAGAAAAAGCUCGAGAUCGUCAUUAUGUUAUCACCCUUAUUUUAUAUUAUCAUGAGCAGUCAACGUACGAGCAGAACUUUCUUAAUGAGAAGCGAGAGAUGUUUAACAAUUUUGAACAAAGAACCGUAGUGACGAUAAGAAAUUAGAACGAGGAACAAUAAAAUUCAUGCAGAAGGAGGAAAAAAAAAAAAAAAAAAAAAA
Mycotypha africana is the source of this 2730-nucleotide messenger RNA. Its product is annotated as retinal pigment epithelial membrane protein-domain-containing protein. Gene Ontology annotation, biological process: carotene catabolic process. Gene Ontology annotation, molecular function: carotenoid dioxygenase activity. The coding region runs from base 139 to 2454 and encodes 771 amino acids. NCBI's taxonomy places the organism in Eukaryota, Fungi, Mucoromycota, Mucoromycetes, Mucorales, Mycotyphaceae. The transcript has 5 exons. The record is from RefSeq and is a predicted model, not a curated record.